Messenger RNA from Etheostoma spectabile (orangethroat darter), 2016 nucleotides. Its product is annotated as corticotropin-releasing factor-binding protein. The coding region runs from base 136 to 1107 and encodes 323 amino acids. Gene Ontology annotation, biological process: negative regulation of corticotropin secretion; negative regulation of corticotropin-releasing hormone receptor activity; hormone-mediated signaling pathway. Gene Ontology annotation, molecular function: corticotropin-releasing hormone binding. The transcript is spliced from 7 exons. The record is from RefSeq and is a predicted model, not a curated record. NCBI's taxonomy places the organism in Eukaryota, Metazoa, Chordata, Actinopteri, Perciformes, Percidae.
CAGUGUUUGUCAGUGACCCACUGAUGUAGGCCUGCCUGUCUGUGUGAGCUGCUAUAAAAGCUGCCCCCUCUAGCACAGCGCCGUUAUUUCCCCCCUCUGCUUCAGGAAACACUUCACCGAGAGACGCACUUCAGUAUGUCGGUGGUUCUUCGCGCGCAGCUGUUCCUCUUUCUGAUCUCCCUCUCUUCAAGGACGGGGCUAAGUCGCUACAUUGAGGAUAACGAAGCUGCAGAUGGAUUUUAUUCUCUGCUCAGUUUGGACCAGAAAAGAGAAUCAGAGGAUUUUAUUUUUCGCCGACCUCUCAGAUGUUUGGACAUGCUGGCCACGGAUGGUUACUUCACCUUUGUGGCGUCUCGACCACAGCUAGCCUGUGCUACUUUCAUCAUCGCUGAGCCCAGUGAGGUCAUCAGCCUGGAGCUGUCUGACGUCAAUAUCGACUGCAGCGCUGGAGACUUCAUCAAGAUGUUUGAUGGCUGGGUUCUGAAGGGAGAGAAGUUCCCCAGCAGGCAGGACCACCAACUCCCGCUGAAUCAGCGCUACACAGACUACUGCUCCUCCUCCGCAGCACCAGGAGCCACCAGCCGCUCCUCUCAGAACGUCGCCAUGAUCUUCUUCCGCAUUCACAGCCCUGACAGUGGCUUCACUCUUACUGUCAAAAAGCUACACAACCCCUUCCCCUGUAACAUUAUGUCUCAGAGUCCAGAGGGCAGCUUCACCAUGGUGAUGCCACACCAGCGCAGGAACUGCAGCUUCUCCAUCAUCUACCCUGUGGAGAUCCGGCUGACAGAUCUCAGCCUGGGGCAGGCCAUAAGCAAUGAGCUCAGCCCACAGAGGCAGGUGUCGACUGGCUGUUCGGGGUCAGGUGACUAUGUGGAGCUGCUAGGGGGGAAUGGGGUGGACACCUCUAUGAUGUUCCCCAUAGCUGACCUUUGUUUCUCCCUCAGUGGGCUUGCCCAGAUGAAGAUUGGUUGCGAUAACUCGGUGGUGAGGCUGGUGUCCAGUGGGAACUAUAUCAAUCGUGUUUCCUUCCAGUACCGAUUACUUGAACAACGCGAGCUCCCCAAGACCCAAGAGAACGCUCUCGAUAACCUCUGCUCUGUGGAAUGAGAUCACACAGUCAAAGUUAUCCAUCUUGCUGUAAAUACUUGUUUGACUAAGGCUGUCACUACGUAUUGUUGUUUUUGCCAAAUAUUUAAUUUAGUGUCCUAAUCAUGCUCGCUUUGAUCAUAGAAUAUUUAUUUAAAGAAUUAUUUUAUUCAUCUCAAAUUCACGGUGGAUUUAGUUGUUUUUUAGUUGCCUCAAAGAAAUCUGAUACAUUAUAUUUCUUGGCAAGAGCAUUUUUCAAACCUCCCCUCUGUUCUCAGUUUCAGUACGCUUUGGGAAGCUUUACAUCUGUCUUUUCAGUUUAUAUUGCCUUGACAAUUUAAAAAUAAACAUGACUCGUAUGUUAUAGCACAUUUUUUAUGUUCUGCUUUUGUGAAUCAUCUGUUUUUAUGGGCCUACUUUCCAUUUUAUUAUGGAACUGAAUGAUCAUUUGGUGUUUGUUUACCAUUAUGCUUCUGAAGGAGCCAUCCAUUUUACCAACCACAGAUCUGAAAAUGUGGGAAUGUUGUACAUAGUCCAGCACUAAAUACGGUAUGUGAUGUGCAAUACCUGCAAAAACUGUACUUUGUGUUUAGUGCUAAUUAGUAAAUGUUAGCAUGCAAAACUGAGAUGACUAACAUUGCAAACAUAUCUGUUGAACAUGAGCGCAGUCGGUGGAGUAGGCACACAUGAGGUUUAUGCCUCAAUACAGGAGGUCCAGGGUUCAAGUCCUACCUGUAAUGAUUUCCUGCAUGUCUUCCCCCACCCCCUUCAUAGCUGUCCUAUCCAAUAAGACAGAACUGCCCAAAAAAUGAAUCUUAAAUAAAUAUAAGAACCACAUCAAGUACAGCCUCCCAGAACUGCUAGCAUGGCGGUAGACUUUUGCUGCCUUCAAUGGUGUAUGGUUUUAAUAAAUACUAUGUGGUAAAAUUA